AUGGUACGGAUCAUCAAUCCCACGACUACCAUCUGCUACCUUGCACAAUACCCCGAAGAGCUCUAUGAGAAGCAGGAGAGAAUUGGAAAGGGUUCCUUCGGCGAGGUGUACAAGGGGGUUGAUAAGAAGACAAAGAAGGCCGUCGCCAUCAAAAUCAUAGACUUGGAGGAUGCUGAGGACGAAAUCGAGGACAUUCAACAAGAAAUUGCCGUGCUCUCCCAAUGCGAGAGCUCCCAUGUGACUCGAUACUUCGGCUCCUAUCUCAAAGAUACCAAGCUAUGGAUUAUUAUGGAAUUCCUUGCUGGCGGCUCUGUGCUCGACCUGAUGAAACCCGGCCCCAUGGACGAGGCCUACAUCGCUAUCAUCACCCGAGAGCUGCUCAAGGGUCUGGAGUACUUGCACAAGGAAGGAAAGAUCCACCGUGACAUCAAAGCCGCCAACAUCCUCCUGUCGGGAACCGGUUCUGUUAAGCUGGCCGACUUUGGCGUGGCCGGACAGCUUACGGACCAGAUGACGAAGCGCAACACCUUCGUCGGUACUCCCUUCUGGAUGGCUCCCGAGGUCAUCAAGCAGGCUGGCUACGACUCCAAGGCCGACAUUUGGUCGCUCGGCAUCACGGCGAUCGAGAUGGCCAAGGGCGAGCCGCCCUACGCCGACCUCCACCCCAUGCGCGUGCUCUUCCUGAUCCCGAAGAACGGGCCUCCCACGCUCGAGGGCAACUUCACCAAGAAGUUCAAGGACUUCGUGGCGCAGUGCCUCAAGAAGGAUCCCAACGAGCGACCCACCGCCAAGGAGCUGCUGAAGCACCCAUUCGUCAAGGGAGCCAAGAAGACGGGUUCUCUCGUCGACCUCAUCGAGCGGCGCAAGAAAUGGCAGCAGGCGAUGGGCCACGCUGACUCGGACGAUGACGACGACGAUCACCCUUCUGAUGAUGCCCAGGAUGUGGACGAGCCAUGGGACUUUAGUUCCGACGACGAGAAGCCGCAGCCCAAGCCAAAGGAGAAGACCUCCGAGAAGCCGCGCUCUUCGCGCUCAACGGAAACAAAGAAGAACGGCGAUGAGAAGUCGGGGUCGGCCGUGGGCGAUGAUGGCGGCGAGCUUACCCAUUCAUGCCUCAUUAGGGAGAAGGAGAAGAGCAGCACCGACAAGAGCGGCGAGAAGGCGGUCGCGCCUGCGGCUGGCGGCAACAGUCGGCCCUCGGCUCUCACCUCAGUCAUCUACCCCGUGCUUUCGAAGCUGCUCAAGAGCACAACCGACGAGAACGUCAUCUCGUCACUGGCCCAGCUCAAGAUCGCCUUCGACAACGCCGAGAAGUCGCAACCAGGCAUCACGCACACGAUGAUUGCGCAGAUCAUCGAAACCCUCAAGCGCUAA
Molecule: messenger RNA, 1374 nt
Organism: Acanthamoeba castellanii str. Neff
Lineage: Eukaryota; Discosea; Longamoebia; Acanthamoebidae
Product: serine/threonine kinase 24, putative
Exons: 7
Coding region: 1-1374 (457 amino acids)
Biological process (GO): protein phosphorylation
Molecular function (GO): protein kinase activity; ATP binding
Source: RefSeq, a predicted model, not a curated record